AGGACGUGAAAAUCUGAGAAAUGAACAAAUUACGGCAAAGCUUUAGGAGAAAGAAAGAUGUCUAUGUCCCAGAGGCCAGUAGGCCUCACCAGUGGCAGACGGAUGAAGAAGGCGUUCGUACUGGCAAGUGCAGCUUUCCUGUGAAGUACUUGGGACAUGUCGAAGUGGAUGAAUCCAGAGGAAUGCAUAUCUGUGAAGAUGCUGUGAAGAGGCUGAAAUCUGAAAGGAAGUUCUUCAAAGGCUUCUUUGGAAAAUCUGGGAAGAAGGCAGUUAAAGCAGUCCUGUGGGUUUCGGCGGAUGGACUCCGAGUUGUAGAUGAGAAAACAAAGGAUCUUAUAGUUGAUCAGACAAUAGAGAAGGUUUCUUUCUGCGCACCAGACAGGAACUUUGACCGGGCAUUCUCGUACAUCUGUCGCGACGGCACGACGAGACGCUGGAUAUGCCACUGCUUUAUGGCCGUAAAGGACACGGGGGAAAGGCUGAGUCAUGCCGUGGGCUGUGCAUUUGCAGCGUGCCUGGAGCGAAAGCAGAAGCGGGAGAAGGAGUGUGGAGUGACUGCCACCUUUGAUGCCAGCAGAACAACAUUUACUAGAGAGGGGUCAUUCAGGGUCACUACAGCUACUGAACAAGCAGAGAGAGAGGAAAUUAUGAGACAGAUGCCGGAUGCUAAAGCAGUUGAAACAGAAGUGAAAACAGUAGCACCAGGUGCUGCACCAAACAAUACUGCUCCCUCUUCUGGCUCACCAACCUCUCCUACUGCUGAAGUUGCUGCCUCUCUGGAUAAAGAAACGACCAAUCCCCAUGCUAUUCCACGGAGGCAUGCCCCUAUAGAGCAGCUUGCCAGGCAAGGGUCUUUCAGGGGCUUCCCUGCCCUUAGCCAAAAGAUGUCUCCUUUUAAACGCCAGUUGUCUUUGCGAAUAAAUGAGCUGCCUUCAACAGUGCAAAGGAAGACUGAUUUCCCCAUGAAAAAUGCAGUCCCUGAGGUAGAAGGGGAGACAGACAGCAUUAGUGCCCUGUGCUCUCAGAUCACCAGUGCUUUCAGCGCACCGUCAGAGGAUCCUUUCUCUUCAGCCCCCAUGACAAAGCCAGUGACAGUAGUCGCACCACAGUCUCCUGCCUUUCAAGUUAAUGGCACUGCCUCUGCCUUCUGUGUGCUUGCUGCUAAACCAUCCCAGGCUGCUGUAGUGCCCACAGCUAUGCCCGUUCGUGAAACCAAUCCCUGGGCUCAUGCUCCUGCUGCUAAUACUGGAGCUGCAGCCAUGGUCGCUGGCACUGAAUGGAGCAGCACCUCCUCAGGUGCGGCCUCACCGAGUCUCUUACAAGGAAAUCACAGACGUACUCCCUCAGAGGCAGACCGCUGGUUGGAAGAGGUCUCAAAGACUGUCAGAGCCCAACAGCAGCCAGCCCCAACCCCAGCCCCAGCCCCACAGCCACAGCCACUACUCCAGCCUCCUGCAGCAGCUUCCCAGUCAGCACCCACCUUCCCCGUCAGCACCUUCAUUGCUCCUCAGCCCGUGCCGGUGGGUGUGGUACCACCCAUGCAGCCAGCAUUCAUUCCAGCUCAGCCCUAUGCUGUACCCAAUGGGAUGACCUAUCCAGCCCCAAGCGUACCUGUGGUUGGAAUCACCCCUUCCCAGAUGGUGGCCAAUGUCUUUGGUACAGCGAGCCACGCUCCGGCAGCCCAUCCGCACCAGUCGCCCAGCCUGGUCAAGCAGCAGAGCUUCCCCCAGUACGAAGGCAGCAGCGCUGCAGGCAGCCCCUUCUUCAGCCCCCCCGCCCAGCACAACGGCUCGGCAGCCUUCAACGGGAUGGAGGGGGGCAAAUGGGCAGCAGAGGACAAGCAGGGGCAGCCCCCUGCCGCCCCGCAGGUCGACCCCUUUGAAGCACAGUGGGCAGCCCUGGAGAGCAAGGCGAAGCAGCGCACUAAUCCCUCCCCAACUAACCCCUUCUCAAGCGAUUUACAGAAGACAUUUGAGAUUGAACUUUAAGCAGUACUAUUGCGGGGGGGGGGAGGGUGGAUAAAUUGUACAUUAGGGUAGAGGGAUAAAGGGAGCAGAGGGGACUGUUUCUGAUCAGUUUGCUUUGAUAAUCCCAAAAGUCCCUUCAAACUAAAAUGGGUUAGAAAGAGGGAGCAAUUACGAGGAGGAUAUAAGCAUACAGAGAAUUUUAUGUGCAGUUCUUAAAAGGAAUUCUGGAGCCACCCCAGUCUGCAUUCCCUCCUUACUUGGAAAGCUGGAAGUCAAAAGAGAGUAAAGAAAGGCACCCAGUCCCAAAGCCUGUUCUGCAGAAACACCAAUUAUCUCACAGAAAGGAAGGCAGAUUUUGUACUUACAUCCU
Chaetura pelagica (chimney swift) is the source of this 2337-nucleotide messenger RNA. It is a transcript of the gene NUMB, whose product is annotated as numb homolog (Drosophila). NCBI's taxonomy places the organism in Eukaryota, Metazoa, Chordata, Aves, Apodiformes, Apodidae. The transcript has 10 exons. The record is from RefSeq and is a predicted model, not a curated record. The coding region runs from base 21 to 1988 and encodes 655 amino acids. Gene Ontology annotation, molecular function: cadherin binding.